GGAGAGACUCGAGAGACUGGAGAGACUCGAAAAACUGGAGAGACUCGAGAAACUGGAGAGACUUGAGAAACUGGAGAGACUGGUGAAACUGGAGAGACUGGUGAAACUGGAGAGACUGGUGAAACUGGAGAGACUCGAGAAACUGGAGAGACUCGAGAAACUGGAGAGACUCGAGAAACUGGAAAGACUCGAGAAACUGGGAAGACUGGCGAAACUGGAGAGACUGGCGAAACUGGAGAGACUGGUGAAACUGGAGAGACUCGAGAAACUGGAGAGACUGGUGAAACUGGAGAGACUCGAGAAACUGGAAAGACUCGAGAAACUGGAAAGACUUGA
Messenger RNA from Cyclospora cayetanensis, 336 nucleotides. Its product is annotated as processed variable antigen-like. The transcript has a single exon. The annotation marks the transcript as partial. Lineage: Eukaryota; Apicomplexa; Conoidasida; Eucoccidiorida; Eimeriidae. The record is from RefSeq and is a predicted model, not a curated record.